This is a messenger RNA of Strongylus vulgaris, 750 nucleotides long. NCBI's taxonomy places the organism in Eukaryota, Metazoa, Nematoda, Chromadorea, Rhabditida, Strongylidae. The record is from the annotation of a GenBank genome assembly.
UGGAUCAUAGCGAUUGCUGCGCGCUACAAGGAGUGUCCACCAAGUGUUUACCAUUGUGCUCAGGUCUGUGAACAGCUUUCUGCUUCUAGUACUCUUGGAAAACCAUGUGGAGACUCUUUCUCCACGGAUGUGGAUUGCACACCAUUUGCAGUGAAAAUCAUGGAAUGCUUCGUACAAGGUCAUGAAGGAAGUCCAGAGCCAGUCAGAAACGUUGACUAUGAUGUUCCAGAAAAAGGAAAGCUUAAGAUCACUUGGGACGACAGUGAUUCCGCCGAGACUUAUAAAUAUUAUGCUGUAUAUUAUAAAAAGAAGGACGAGGAUGGAGAGUACAAGAUUGAGAAGGUAGUAGCACGCUCGGUUGAACUCCAAGUUGAACCGGAUACUGCAUACGACAUCGGCAUAAUUUCUGCUAACGCUUUUGGCCACAGCCCCCUGGUUUUCCUAGAUGUUCCCUCUACAGGUGUUGGCAAAUCUCAUUCGUCCAGUGGCGGCUCAUCAGCCUUCUUUAUCUUCCUGCUUUUAGUAUGCUGUGGCUUGGUUAUCAUAGGAAUAAUUUAUCUUGGACGACGACGCGAUCUUCCAGCUCCAUUUGGAAAACUUGUGCGAAGGCAGCAACCUGCACGAGGAGGUCCAUCGGUGGCCUUUGAGAAUCCGGCCUAUGUGUCCGGCCAUGAAGUCGAGAUCCGAGGACUUGGAGGUGGUGGUCCUGCUAAUGGUGACACUGAGUGGCAAAGUCAAGAUCUACAAGCU